This is a messenger RNA of Wallemia mellicola CBS 633.66, 2430 nucleotides long. RefSeq lists its product as hypothetical. The record is from RefSeq and is a predicted model, not a curated record. The coding region runs from base 154 to 867 and encodes 237 amino acids. NCBI's taxonomy places the organism in Eukaryota, Fungi, Basidiomycota, Wallemiomycetes, Wallemiales, Wallemiaceae. The transcript has a single exon.
GUAACACGCGUACCUUCAAUCGCAGACUCCAGAUCUUGCUCACCAAUUAGCGCCACCCAGUCAACACGUGAAGACGUUGCUGAUCAGACAACCGAGGAAACGGUUACAAAGAAACGCAAACAGGGAUCUCUGGGUGAGCGCUCCCAUAAGGCAAUGAAAGUCUGUGAAGCUGUCUCUGCCGCUGCCAAUAUAUCAGACACUGAUUCUGAUAUCAUUCACAAAAUUCAUACAGUCACAAAUAAGGAGACAACAAAGUUAAACCAUGACAAGCAAGAUGCUGGAACUACUAGCACCUUAACGCAACAACAAUUAUCAAUUCCAUUUGAACGGUUAUCCCAGGAUACACUCACAACACGCGGCACAACCGAUAAAAUGUUACAAAAGCGUGUCACAGCCCUCGAAGAGACAGUUGCAGGUUAUGACAACCUAUUCACACAACUGCACACACUCCAGAUGAGUAACAAAAUGAAGACAAUAGAAUCAAAUCAGAAGCGCAAUAUAGCUGCUAUAGGUGAGCUCAAGAAAAAAGCAACCAUCUUCAAGAAGAGAGGUGUUUCUCAGUUGCUUAGCACUCACAUAAAUGAGCGAUUUGAAAAUUUUGGCAAAGAUCUCGAUACAGUUAAAAUUAAUAUUGAAGAAGCUGCUAAUGAUAUCGAUAGUAUAUACACUGAGUUCGAAGAAAUAACUGACGCGAUAAAUGUACGUCUUGACGCAAUCGAACACUCGCAAUCGAUAGACGAAGGGGUCCAAAUCAGCAUCCUCAAAGCACAAAUAGAGCAACUAGAGAAAGAUAAAGAAGAUAUUAAGAAAGAUAAGAAUUGGUUUAGGUUCCUCUUAUCAAAGGAAAUCCCAAUUAGCCUUGAUUGAGAUAGAAAUGACGUCAUCAACAAGGGUACUUUGCGACAAAGAGAAUGUAAUUAGCUGUAACUUGCAGUACUUUGAUAUCUUGCUUUUUUUAUUACAUAUACCAUGUAUCUAUUUUCUACCUUCAACUGUUACAGACAUCUUGAAAAAAGUCGUAGGAUGAAAAAAUGCAAAAUUUCAUAUAGCUUAAUCAAUAUAUACAGAGAGAAUACUCAUCAAGCAGUAUAAAAGCAUAUCCCCUGAUAGUUCCCCAAUUGCAAACAAACUCAUUACGAUAAAUAAAUCAAUGUAGACAUCCCAAUACUUUGUAUGAAGUCUGCCAGGCGAUAUAAUUAUCGAUACGGAAGAGAUGGAAGAGUAUCCUCUAAAACUUCGAACAUGUGACGCCAGUAACAAUCUUAAAGAUGGCUACUAAGGUAACAAGAGACCGUGAUAGCAAAAUAUUUGUUAUAAAGACAUACUCUGACGCUUAAGCUAGCGAUAGUGAGUCGACACUUGCUGGCAUUAUCGAUCGAGGAGCUUUGGUAUUACGCUACCGAAGAUUACUAAGUCAAAACCAUUAAUCACUUAGUUUCCACUAUUGAGGAACGUAGGUUAUUAUAGAAUAUGAAGAGGACACGAGCCUUCGAAGAGCAGUUGAGGAUGAAUCAGCAACUGAAGUAAGUAGCUAACGCAUCCGCCUGCUAUUUAACUAGAGAACAGGAACUCGCAAAAAAUCAUUCGCGAUGACGUCUUGGAAGCAUAAUUCGAAGGGCUUGACGAUUCCGAUAAGACUGAAUCAUUAUUAUCAGGAAUGAUAUGUUGAAAAAAUUGAUUUUCGUUAACAUUUGAAGCACAAGUUGAUCUUUUUAGCCUCUAAAGCCAACUUGCACGGCACAUUAAGUUGACGAUAAUGUUUUGACAAGUACAUGGACAGUUGUAAGCGUUUUCUACUCAAUUUAGGCAUCCAUAAUUGUAGGUUUCUAAUGUCGUGUUAGAAAGUAGCGCAGAGUUUAAUAUAAUGAUGACAUUAUAGUGGUUAAAGUAAAAAAACCCUGGAUGGAACGUGGAUUGCGGAAAAUGUAAUAUAAUUGGACUAACUUGAAACGUUGUUACUUCGUGAAUGCUUCUCAUACAUUCCUGCUAGUCAAACAUCUAUGCAAAUACGUAUAGCGCCAAAGAAAUGUUCGAUGCUUGGCGAAUGAGCAUAUCGGUAUUUGAAGACGAGAUAUUCGGCUGGCUGCGCUACUGCGUUAGUCUGACGCUAAGAAAUAUGACGUUGUAACCACCCUAUAAUCACAAUCUAAAGACCAAUCAACCCGCUAUAGAGGCGAGAUUUACGCGUGUUUUCUACCCUUAGGUCACUUUUACCGAGAUAGUUCGGCGAAUGUGACUGUGAUGUAAUUGUUCAAACUUCCAUUAUCGUCAAUGAGCGUUUAUUUCGACAAAAUUAGAGACUUGAGAAAUUACAUAGGAUUAUUCGCCCGAAUUAAAUACCUAUAGGAGAGAUACCGUUGCACUAGCAAUGGUCAUACAGUGCGGUAACACACCGCUAGAACUCCAAAGUGUGCGAUUUUAAUGGUCUUU